Pseudocercospora fijiensis CIRAD86 is the source of this 1358-nucleotide messenger RNA. RefSeq lists its product as uncharacterized. NCBI's taxonomy places the organism in Eukaryota, Fungi, Ascomycota, Dothideomycetes, Mycosphaerellales, Mycosphaerellaceae. The coding region runs from base 63 to 1244 and encodes 393 amino acids. The transcript has a single exon. The record is from RefSeq and is a predicted model, not a curated record.
CACGUCGUCUAAACGCGAAGACUGGUUACUUACUCAUACCAUUGUUUGCAUCGUUCGCAUUCAUGUUCAAAGAUUCAAUCGUACAGCACAUCAUGCUUUCUCCCCUUCUCUUUGCUAUCUCUUUCUGUCUUCUCGCUGUUGCAAGCGGUUACAAGUUCCUGGUCCGGAGACGAUGGAGGCAAAUAUCUUCGCAACCACUACCGCCAGUUGAAAAGGACCCAUAUCUCAGCAUCGAAACCCUCCCCAACUUUGACUGGAAAACGACCCCGCCAAUCCGCAACUCACCUCUCAAGCCUAAAUACCACCUCACCAUGGCCGUGGAGAAGAUCACACUGUCGGAAAUACUAGAUAUGGACAACACCUACGCCGAAAGAAUGCAAAUCCGUCGUCAGAUCAUGGACGAAAACACAGACGCCACCAUUCGUUGCAACAAAGUCUGCGAGCCAGCGGUCCUCGAACUCCACGACUGGAUCUUCGGCACCUACCUCCCUCAACGCUAUCCAACCAUGUACGAACUCCAAAACACAACCUCCCCCUCCGGUCCUCACCUCCUCAACAAAGUCACCAACGAACUCAUCCCUCUCCACCAACCCUCUCCCCUCCAAGCCCUCCACACCCUCGGCGCACACGUCGACACCGAUCUCCUCCUCUUACUCCCCUCCAGCACCGCCCCCGAUGGAAGCCCCCUCUACCACCUCGAAGCUUUCGUAUGUUGUUUCCCCUCAGGCUUCAGUCUACGAAAGAAACUCGGUCUCCCACUCUCCGCUAUUCAUAUGCCUGUCCCGGGUUACAAAACCAAACUAGAAAAAUCUAUGGAUCGUUUUUUCGCGCGGCUGGAGUGUGGGAGUGCGGUGAAAAGGGCGAAUUGGACUAUUACGACGAAUGAGCCGCUUUUUAGUGAGGGGGGGAAUCAUCUUUAUGCUACUACCGGGGGGAUGAAGGGGGAGGAGAAGGAGAAAGUUUCUUUGCAGGCUCGGAUCGAGGAGGAGAAGGCGAAAGUUGUGAUUGGGGAUUGUAGAUUGAGGAGUGAGAGGCAGACGCUUUUUCGGUUGCCGAGGAGUCGGGCUGUGGUUUUUGGGUUUAAGACUUUUCAGUAUUUGCUUGAGGAUGUUAAGAGGGAAGGGUAUGGGGAGAGGUUGGCUGAGGCGAUUGAGGGGUUGGGGUUGGGGAAUGUACCCGAGAUUCAGGUUUAUAAACGGGGGGUUGUUUGGGGGGAGAAGGUUUUGGAGUUUUUGAGGAGGUGAGAGGUGAGUGACUGGGAUGGGAAUAGAGGAGAGGGUAGGAAUUUAAUGUAUACCCAGGACAUGUCUACUAACGAGGAAUGAAGCAUGAGCUGAUGAAUUGCUCACUUCCAAUGG